CCACACGCACGCCCCCCCACGAGUCGCACUCGAGGUGGAUAAAAAGCGGGGCGUGCGUCCGAGGUCGGAUCAGUGCCGAAGGAACAGUGAACUCUACCUACCUUGCCUGCCUGUCUUGCGAGCGUACGCCACAUAACGGAGGAGGACACGAUGGCAUCCCCACGGGUCGGCGGUCUGUCGCAGGAACUGAAGCCUGCCGAUGCAACCGUGCAGGAAAUCUGCGAGAAGGUCCGCUCGGACGUUGAGAACAAGCUGGGCCAGACUUUCGCGGAGUUCACGCCCGUCAACUACAAGACUCAGGUCGUGAACGGCACCAACUACUUUAUCAAGGUUCGCGUUGGCUCCGACCAGUACGUCCAUGUCCGGGCCCACAAGAGCUUUCAAGGCGACGUCACCUUCGCCGCAGUCCAGGAAAACAAGUCGCUCGACGACGAAGUGGAGCACUUUGCCUGAGACCCAGUCCAGCAGUUCCAACACCGACUGUGCUCAUGAAGUUUGUCUCCGAAGCCAUGGACCGAACUUCUUUAGCUCGCGCUGAAUCAGUACCUUGCGCCGCGCCAUAAAA
Rhipicephalus sanguineus (brown dog tick) is the source of this 565-nucleotide messenger RNA. RefSeq names its product cystatin-A2. The record is from RefSeq and is a predicted model, not a curated record. NCBI's taxonomy places the organism in Eukaryota, Metazoa, Arthropoda, Arachnida, Ixodida, Ixodidae. The transcript is spliced from 3 exons. Gene Ontology annotation, cellular component: cytosol. The coding region runs from base 151 to 453 and encodes 100 amino acids. Gene Ontology annotation, molecular function: cysteine-type endopeptidase inhibitor activity.